This is a messenger RNA of Gongylonema pulchrum, 924 nucleotides long. The record is from the annotation of a GenBank genome assembly. Lineage: Eukaryota; Metazoa; Nematoda; Chromadorea; Rhabditida; Gongylonematidae.
AUGACUUCAUGUGAGGACCCAGAAGAAUCAGUGCCUAUUGCGCAAGAGGCAAAAGAAGGUGCACCGUUGGAUGUUCAUGAUGCUACUCCUUAUAUAGCAUCACGAAAGAAAAGCAAAAAGAACAAAUGCGGUAUCCGAAAAAGGCGUAAUCUGACGGUUCCUGUUAUCGUCAUCACGGGUAUUGGCGUCCUACUGCUUGCCACCAUCAUUGUGUGUAUAGUAAUUGAAACAGUUAGUCCAAAAACUGGAACGCGUUUUUGGGGCACGAAAGUUUGGCGCAAUCACGAUGAACAGGAUAGCGUCUAUCAUCUAUCCAUUGUUGCUUAUGUUAAUCAACUUAAUACUACUUGGAAGGCGAAAUACAAUCGCUUUGCAUCACGAUCAUUAGGAACAGAACUUACUCCGCAAGAGAUGUCGGAGCUCGUUGAGGAGGGCAAGAAGAUGAAUCAGGAGCAGCUUCUUGGUGACACCAUUGAACAUAUGAAAAUACUGAGGAGUAGAAAAGUGCGUUUACCUCAACAGUUCGAUGCUCGAUUACGAUGGCCGCUGUGCUGGUCUGUGCAUCAGGUAUCAAAUCAGGGUGGAUGCGGUUCCUGCUGGAUACUGAGGAGUAGAAAAGUGCGUUUACCUCAACAAUUCGAUGCUCGAUUACGAUGGCCGCUGUGCUGGUCUGUGCAUCAGGCUAUGUCUGCAGCGUCAGUGAUGUCCGAUCGACUUUGCAUAGCAACAAAUUAUACGAAUCAGAAACAAAUCUCUGCACAAGAUCUAGUCUCUUGCUGUACUGAAUGUGGAGGUAAUGGUUUGGGCGAUCUUUGUUGUCUUGGUGAAGCACGAACCCAAAUGGGAAUUUUUUCGAAAAAAGAAAAUGGAAAAGUGCAAGCCAUUAGGCAUUUUGAAGUGUCAGAUGGCCCAGAAUAUCUGUGA